CAGCGAAUGAGCGGGGCACAAACCUGCCAUCUCAUCCAUAUCUUGCCCAGCAAAAAUUCAACUUUGGCGGCAGGGCGCAGGAAGACACCAAGAUCUCUCAGCCCUCGCAGUCUGGAUGCGCGUAUGCGUGUCAGCCACCGCAAUACCCUAAACGCACAGCAGGUUGCCCCUGCGUCUUUGGGCCUCAAAGCCAUGUAUUCGAAUGUAGUUUGUCGGGUCUAGGCAAGCCACAUCGCUAUUGAAACGGCGCCUCCAAAUGCAAUCAGCAGCUUCGCACAUCUGGGCGUGUUUCGUGGGAUAGGAAAAUUGACGCCACAGGGCGCUGCGCCGCUCAACGAGAUGGCACAAUAUAGUGCAACCACCCACACGGCUAGGCGGGAAGGAUUUGUCCCGAAACUUUCAGACUUCUGAGGGGGAAAUAACGCAGGUAUCUCUACUAAAGAGAGUUGUUUGCCUGCAUUGGCAGAUGUGCUAGGCACAGGCCAAGCCUGGCCUAGCCUGGACCACUUAAUGGUCCAUGCACCACCAGCCUAUCGCCAUCAUAGAUUUCCCGCCUGCCGGCCGAUAC
This is a messenger RNA of Lasiosphaeria miniovina, 568 nucleotides long. RefSeq lists its product as uncharacterized. The transcript has a single exon. Lineage: Eukaryota; Fungi; Ascomycota; Sordariomycetes; Sordariales; Lasiosphaeriaceae. The record is from RefSeq and is a predicted model, not a curated record. Bases 7 to 222 code for a protein of 71 amino acids.